Aaosphaeria arxii CBS 175.79 is the source of this 1239-nucleotide messenger RNA. RefSeq lists its product as uncharacterized. The annotation marks the transcript as partial. The transcript has a single exon. Lineage: Eukaryota; Fungi; Ascomycota; Dothideomycetes; Pleosporales. The record is from RefSeq and is a predicted model, not a curated record.
AUGGCGACCAAAAUAGCAGAAGCAGGUAGACAAGCAGCGCUGAAGGCGACCUCAAAAUACGUAGAGGACGCCACUCAAGCACGGGAAACGCGGGUCAGCCAUGCCAUAACAACGAAAGAUCGAAAGAACAAUUCCACAACAGAGCUUGUUCAAUUUGCUGCAGCCAGCAUUGGAUUUUUCUCGGAAAUUGUACACCAUAACCAGGAGAAGAAAAAGUUGAAAGAAGCAGUCAAAACAACAGAGCUUCCGAAAGAUGAGUGCAACCCUAUAAGUCCGCCAAUCACUGCAAACGAGGCAAUAUUGGCACAGGACGACAGCGACAAAAAUACAGUUAGUCAAGGAAAUAAAGCUGAGCAGGAAGCCAACUCGAAGAAGAACUCAAAAGACCACGCAAGAGAGUUUCUUAGACGACGCAAAGUAGACAUGACUCAACGAACGGAGCUCACUUUGCCGGUGAUUCUUCCCCAACGAAGACCCAAGGACCGCAGCCGUGGUUUUGUCCGAGCAUACUCGCCUGUACUUUCACAGGCUGGAAUCAAUGAGGACACGUUUUUGGAUUUCAUCGAUACGUUCAAUGCUACACUCCUACCGAAUCCAUACCUCCAAGCGAUUAACCUGGCCGGCUUCGUUGACUACGGUGUACCCGAACCGGUAACUCUCAUGAUCGGAUUUGGUCUCGAAUAUGCCACCGACGCAGUCAUGGAGGCUCAAAGCCGAUAUAAAUCCAACAAAUUCCUUGGAAUCCUAAACGCUGAAUUCUUCCAGCCGAUGGGUCUAGAAUGCAUGGUGGUAGUGUGGAGCCCAGAUAAUGAUGCAUCAAUGGCAAAUCUGAGGGUUAGCGCAGGCAAACCUCUGGAGCCCAGUAUACUCUCAAAUGUCCAACAGAUCAUCACUCAGAAACAGCUCAGAGACAAAGCUUUCCAAGACUUCGAGGAGGGAAUGAACGAGAGUCUUCGAAGCCAUAGUGGCGCAGUCGCUUGGAAUGUCUCUGCACCGCUCGUCCGUCCCACCAACACUGUAAAGGAGAACAACGAGAAAAAGAAAAAUCCCUUUGGUCGUGCAGAGAUCUGGCUCGACAAUUACAUGGACGAUACAUCACAGGCACGACGAAAGCUGAAGCACCCCGACGACCCCAUGGGAACGAUGCUUCCAGCCCAUCAAUUUCAGUCUCGCUAUGCCGAUCCCAAUCAUCCAGCCGCAAGUGGUGAUCUUGUAGCACUAUUUACGGGGGGACGAUGG